AUGUGGGACAAACGUGAUGACAACACCGACUACUCCCAAAACACGCUCGAUGCGGCCGCAACAGCCUCAACGGCAACGUUUGUCACUGCGUUUGCAACCAACGCGGCUGUCGCUGGCGCUCAGUUCCUUGCAUGGAUAAUUAUUCGUGGGUGGAUCAAGGCAGUUUAUGAGCCUCGGACAUACAUCCCCGCGCGUGAUAAGCAAGCCAAGCCACUGGGCAAGAACAUCCUCAAGCCAAUCUGGACGAUCAUCACUGCCGACCCCAAGGACAUCUUGAGAAAGAAUGGUGUCGACACCUACCUCUUCCUCCGCUUCGUGGCGAUGCUUUGUAAGGCCCUCGUACCCAUCUGGUUCGUGUCCUGGGUCAUCCUCAUGCCCGUCAACGCGGCGCGCAUGAGUACAGGCAUGGACGGCCUGGACCAGUUCACCUUUGGAAACGUCGCCAAGAACCAGCAGAAUCGAUACUGGGCUCACAUUAUCCUUAUUUACAUGUUCAACGGGUGGUGGUUCUACCUCAUCUGGCGGGAGAUGGCACACUGGCUCGAGAUCCGGCAGCAGUACCUCGUCUCGCCAAUGCACUCGAAGCUGGCGCAGGCGAGUUCAAUCUUGGUCACCGGCAUUCCCGAGCACCUCAUGGAGGAGCGGGCACUGGCAAAGCUGUUCUCACACCUUCCAGGCGGUGUGAAGCGCAUUUGGCUGGUCCGCAACCUUAAGCAUAUGCCUGACGUAUACGACCGUCGCGAGACUGCGUGCAAGGUCCUCGAGACGGCACAGGUCGCGCUCAUCAAGAAGGCCCAAUUGCGCAAGAACAAGCUCAGCCGGGAAGCCAAGAAGGCGACUCACAAGGGCCGUCCUAUCCCGGAGCAUUGUACUGCUAGCGCCAACCCUCCCAAUGAGGAUGGAACGCCGCUCUCCCUCGCCGACGAGCUUGUGCCCCGCAAGGACCGUUCCUUGCAUCGCAUCAAGCCGAAAUGGGCGCCUUUCGGACUCGGGUUUUUUGGCAUUGGGAAAAAGGUCGACGCCAUCGAGUGGGCACAAAAGGAGAUUGUCGAGUGCACUGCAAUUCUCAAAGAGGAGCGCGAGAAGCUCGCAAGAGACAUUGACACGCCUGGAUUCAGCAAUGAGAACUACCCCGCUAGAGCGUCCGCAUUCAUCCACUUCAACCAGCAGAUCGCCGCGCACAUGGCAAAGCAGUGCCUGACCUACCAGCAGCCGUUCCGCAUGAACUAUCGCUUCAUCGAGCAGUCGCCUGAGAAUGUCAUAUGGGGCAACAUGAGGCUCAACGCGUACGAAAUCAACGUCCGCAGAGCCAUUUCGUACGCGAUUACGGGCGGCCUCAUCUUUGCAUGGGCCCCGCUUACCGCUCUAAUCGGUGGUCUCGCUAACGUCGUGACCCUCGUUGAAAAGUGGAAGUGGCUCUCGUGGCUCAUUGGUGACAGCUUUGGCAAGCAGCUUCUCCAGGGUAUCUUCACCGGUAUCAUUCCUCCAGUCCUUCUUGCGCUUCUCACCAUGAUCUUCCCGGCUAUUCUGCGUAUUCUGUCGACCUUUCAGGGGACGGUGAGCAAGACAGAGGUCGAGCUUGACGUCAUGGGCCGCUACUUCGUCUUCCUCGUCAUCCACGCUUUCUUGAUCACGACGCUGGCGUCUGGUCUCGUUGCAGCCAUCAAACCAAUCAUGGACAACCCGGCUUCGAUUGCAUCGAUUCUCGCCUCUAAUCUCCCGACGGCCUCUACGUUCUUUAUCACUCGUAUCCUCCUGCAGUUCACUGGCCUCGUCGGCAACCUCCUUCAGCCGGUUACGGUUAUUCUCUAUUACGUUCGUGUGAUUCUCGGCGGCAGUACUCCCCGAAAAAUCUUCAACUCCCGCUACCAGCUCGAGGAGCCCGAGUUUGGCACAGAGUACCCAAACGUCACUGUCUAUGCCAACAUCAUGAUCACGUACAUGAUCAUCUCACCUGUCAUCAACGGCUUCGGCGCCUGCUUCUGCAUCCUCGCGUACUUUGUGUACAAGUACCUCUACCUAUGGGUCAUGGACCUUCCACCGUCGGCCGACACGGGUGGUCAGUUCUUCCCCAAAGCUGUCACCCAGAUCUUUGUCGGCUUCUACAUCCAGGAGGUCUGUCUCUGUACCCUCUUCUUCCUUGCCCGCAACGAGCAGAACAGGGUUUCUGCGCUCCCGCAGGCCAUUCUGAUGAUCGUCCUGAUUGUCAUCACUGCAGCUUUCCAAUGGCUCAUCAAGACUAUGUACAAUCCUCUCCACGUCUCCCUUCCUCUGUCUAUGGCGGACCUGUCGUAUGGCAUGCCCGACGCGAAUAUGGAACUCAAGCUCGCCGAGUCCCGCGACGAGAUUAUCCCCCAAGCUGACCAGGAGAAGCAGCUUAAGUCCGAGGACGUCCGCUGGGACGACAACGCGCAGAAGUGGACGGAGGGAGCAAGUUUGGGUGACGACGUGGAGUGCACCACAUCGACGACUUCUGCAGGCGAGUCGACAUCACCCUGCAACGUGACGCCCGAGAAGAAGCCGUCGUAUAGCGAGGACGAUCCACACCCGCAGCCGUUCCCUCAGCAACAGACUGAGUCGUUCGAGCUUGCGGAGAUGGGUGACACCAAGCGGACAAGGAGCCGGUCACGCCGCAGCUCACGCAUCUCUCUGCGGCGCUUGAGUAGAGUCUACGACGACGAGGAGCCCGAAGAGGAUCCCGAGGCCCAGUACUUUGCGCUUCCCGGUGGACCUGGCGUCAUCAUCCACAGUGAGGAUGACGCUGACGACCCGAGCGCCUUCUUCCACCCAGCGACCAAGGAACCUCAGACCCCGAUCUGGCUCCCUGUGGAUGAACUUGGCCUCGGUCGCAACCAGAAUAGUGCCAACCUCGCUUUGGGCGUGAGGUCGAGCACGAAGAACGCUACAAUGGGUUCCAAGGUGAAGCUGGGUCAGGUCAAGAUCAUGGGCGUGCCGCCCGAGUAG
This is a messenger RNA of Cutaneotrichosporon cavernicola, 2964 nucleotides long. RefSeq lists its product as uncharacterized. Gene Ontology annotation, molecular function: calcium-activated cation channel activity. The transcript has 9 exons. The record is from RefSeq and is a predicted model, not a curated record. Gene Ontology annotation, cellular component: plasma membrane. Lineage: Eukaryota; Fungi; Basidiomycota; Tremellomycetes; Trichosporonales; Trichosporonaceae. Bases 1 to 2964 code for a protein of 987 amino acids.